Pelobates fuscus (common spadefoot toad) is the source of this 2433-nucleotide messenger RNA. Its product is annotated as B-cell receptor CD22-like. The transcript is spliced from 8 exons. The coding region runs from base 3 to 1367 and encodes 454 amino acids. The record is from RefSeq and is a predicted model, not a curated record. NCBI's taxonomy places the organism in Eukaryota, Metazoa, Chordata, Amphibia, Anura, Pelobatidae.
AUAUGAAAUGCAGAGAGGCAGGAAAUAUGAGAAGAAUUCUUCUAUUUGGCAUUUUAAAAGGUUACUUUCUUUGGCCAAUAUAUGGCCAACAAUCUAUAUCGAUUUCUUUGCCAAAGAAGAUGAUGGCACUAAGUGGAUCUUGCAUAGAGAUUCCUUGCAGUUUUAGUUACCCAGAAUCAAUUAAAAAAGUUGGAAUUGUCUGGUAUCAGUACCUACCACCUAUUCACAAGAUGAUCUACAACAGACAGAAUUCAAGUCUAGUUGACAAAUCAUUCAAGGGUCGCACAGCUUUAAUUGGGAAUUUGGAAAAAGGAAACUGCUCCCUGAGAAUUCUGAAGUUGACUUCUUCUGAAAGUAAUGUCUAUUUUCCUUGGAUUAACACUGAGAAGGAAGCCAACUUUACCGAUUCCCCAAAAACCACUGUCGUCAUAACCAUAACAAAUGAGCCUCAAACACCAGUUCAGAUUAUCCCUAAAAAUGUGGUUGAAGGUGAGGAGGUCUCCAUCACUUGUUAUGCAAAACACACGUGCCUGACUUCUAAGCCAACUCUGACGUGGAACAUAACGGGUAAUUCUACAGAAACAAAUCAGCUUCUGAAAGAUGGGGAGUGGAAUACUUCUUCAAGUAUCACCUACAUUCCUCAAUACACUGACGAUGGAAGACGUGUACAGUGCAAAUCAUUUUACUCCUCUGGACAAGCUAGGUCAAGAAUAUACACGCUAACUGUGAUGUAUGCCCCCAAAAUGGCUAUUAUGAACCACAGCCAUAAAAAUGAUCAAAUUCAUCAUGGGGAUGAAGUAAUACUUACAUGUUUGAGUACCAGUAAUCCACCAGUAAAUAAUUACACAUGGUAUAAGGAUAAUCAAGUGCUCGAUAGCAACAAUUCUUGGGUUCUACAGAUCGAGAGGAUGUCACAGAUAAAUUCUGGAAAUUAUCAAUGUAUGGCGUCUAAUUACCUAGGUGGAUCCCUGUCACCAUCUGUUUCACUAACCUGUGUUGGUUGUUCAUUUCCAAACGCCACAUUUUUUAUCAUUUUGGGAGCAGCUGGUGGAUCCAUUGUCUUUAUCCUAACUUUCAUUUUGGUGAUGUUGAGGAAACGGAAAAAAUUAAAUAACCAAAUUAUUCCAAAUGAAGUAGUUGAUUCCUCGAAUAAUGUCUAUACAAAUGUGCUCUUUUCAGACAAUGCUGUGUCUUUAGAAGACCCGUACACAUCUCUGCAGAGACACAACAGAUGCCCCGACUAUGAUGAAAUUAAGAGAUUUGGUCCACCCGAGAGGCCGUGCUCACAAACAUACCCAGAAUAUGAAGAAGUAUUUCCAUGCAAAGCCCUCGAUCACUCUUAUGAUGGUCACAAAGAAAGAAGAUGAACAGCUCAAUAAUGCAUAAUUUUAUUUUUUGCCAAGAGACUUGUUGGGACCUUCUGAAUAUCAAUAAAAAUCAGACUCUUUUAUCUGUUUCCCUUUACCUUAAACUGAACCUGUCAUAACAGAUAAAGGUUUGCAGUUUUCUAACCAUCUGGCUUGACUCAUGUUAUCAAAUGAAGUGAGUUUUCCAUUAACAUUAUUGAUAGCACAUAUUUUAAUUUAUUUACAUUACCCUUGUCUCCUGUUGAGACCAUCAAUCAUGUUUCAGUGUGUGUUACACUUGCUGUAAGACACAUCUCUACUGCAUAUCCAUCUUUGGGAAGCACAUACUCGCUUCUCAAAACAGGUUCAAUGUCCACGACAUUUUAUGUUUGCUAAAUAUAUGUAUCCUCUCUCUUUCCAUUAUUAGAUUGCCUGUCUAAAGCUGCUAAAAAAAAAAAAAAAUACUGAAUCUUUCUCUCUGUGCUGCUGCUACUCUCACCCAGAGCCUGCCCCUCCUCCGUACUGCACCUUGUAGGCAUUGAUGCAGGCAAAUAUAUUUGGUGUGCUGUUUACCAAAUGCAAGGCCAUUGCUAGGUAGCAAAAAUACCAGGGGUUUCAGCCCAUGGGUUAUUAUUAUGGUCCGUUCCACAAAUAUUAAAAUAAGCCUUCCCUCCAAAGCCACCUUAUCAGACACCCUAUGUCUAACUCUAAACCAUAGCAAUUUCAUUGAAUCACUUCAUGACACCAAAUCUUAGAAUUAACUCUUAUUAUGAAAUUUAUGUUUAAAAGCAUCUCCUGCAUUAACUCCACGCCAUGCUUUAUUUGCCACACACAUUCUGCAAUUACUCCAACCUAUUGUGUAUUAACCAUGGGUAUGUGUGUAGUAUUUGCGUUUGAAUGCAGGCAUGACAUUAGCAUCUACAGUAAACACGCUAUCACAUACACAAAGAUCCACACAUGCAAACAUUUAGAAAACACUCAGCCUCUCUUAGAGACCAGAUCUUCCUCCAGCAGUACACACUGCAACUGAAACCCCAAAAAACUGGCAAGUCUUUCUUCAAUUGCACAUUCCUCAGACUUGCCUCCU